Molecule: messenger RNA, 274 nt
Organism: Paramecium pentaurelia
Lineage: Eukaryota; Ciliophora; Oligohymenophorea; Peniculida; Parameciidae
Source: the annotation of a GenBank genome assembly
AUGCAGAAAAGUAUUUUAACUUAAAGGUGAUGUAGUUUUAAUUGUUGAAGAAUAAAAAUAUUUGAGCAACUAUUUGCAUUUAAAACUCCUUUAACACAGAAAGGUCUUGCUGAAUUUAAUUAAGAAAAAUAAAAACAUAUUAAAGAUUAACAUUUUGAAAGUAAUAACCCAUACUUAUUAAAAAAAAUAUACUAUAUCUUUAAAAGCAGCAAAUUGUUAAAAUCUUAUUUUAAAGACAGUUUGGUUGAGAUUUUUAAUAAUGUCCUUUGAUUGA